Molecule: messenger RNA, 812 nt
Organism: Grus americana (Whooping crane)
Lineage: Eukaryota; Metazoa; Chordata; Aves; Gruiformes; Gruidae
Gene: BOLA1
Product: bolA family member 1
Exons: 2
Coding region: 139-516 (125 amino acids)
Cellular component (GO): mitochondrion
Source: RefSeq, a predicted model, not a curated record
GGCGCGGAGGGGCGGGGGGACUCCAUCUCCCAGCGUGCUCAGCGCGGGAGCGGACCCGGAGCGGCGCGAGGCCCCCCCUCUGCGGACGCCAGCUCCCGUCCCGGUGACCACCCCCCGGGGAGGGGGGGGCUCCGUGCCAUGGCUGCCGGCCCUUUGGCUGGUGCCGGCCCUUUGGCUCGUGCCAUCCGUGCCAAGCUAGCCGCUGCCCUGCAGCCCACCCACCUCCAGGUCCUGGAUGAAAGUUCCCGUCACGGCGGCCCCCCCGGUGCCGAAACCCACUUUGCGGUGGUGGUGGUGAGCGGGCGUUUCGCCGGGCUGCCCCCGCUCCAGCGGCAUCGCCUGGUGCACGCCGCCCUGCGCGCCGAGCUGGCCGGACCCCUGCACGCCCUCGCCGUCGUCGCCAAGACCCCCGAGCAAUGGGAGAAGGACCCUCGCGUCCCCCCCCGACCCCCGUGUUUGGGGGGGUCCAAGCAGGAGCGGCGCGGGGAUGGGGAGGAGUCGCCCAGGAAUCAGUGAGGGCAGCACCGGGGUUGGGGGGGGUCAGGGGUGUGGGGUCCCAUCCACCCCCCCCCCACCACCACCCCGGUGACGCCGCGGUGAGGAUGGAGCUGAAUUUUGGGGGGGGGGGGGGGGAGGCAAAAUAUGGGGGUGACCCCACCAGCCCGCAUCGCGUCGGUCCCACCCGCCGCACAACGGCUCCCCCCCGACCCUGUGGGGGGGAUUUUAGGGGUGCCGCCCCCCCCCCCCAUUUAAUUUAAUUUGUUAAUCUCGGGUGCAUCCCCCCCCGCACCCCAAAAUAAUAAACGCUCGGA